Messenger RNA from Mobula hypostoma (lesser devil ray), 1269 nucleotides. Its product is annotated as 26S proteasome non-ATPase regulatory subunit 11. Gene Ontology annotation, cellular component: proteasome regulatory particle, lid subcomplex. The transcript is spliced from 13 exons. The record is from RefSeq and is a predicted model, not a curated record. NCBI's taxonomy places the organism in Eukaryota, Metazoa, Chordata, Chondrichthyes, Myliobatiformes, Myliobatidae. Gene Ontology annotation, biological process: ubiquitin-dependent protein catabolic process. The coding region runs from base 1 to 1269 and encodes 422 amino acids. Gene Ontology annotation, molecular function: protein binding; structural molecule activity.
AUGGCGGUGGUGGUGUUAGAUGAGUUUCAGCGCGCCCAAUCCUUGAUCAGCACUGACCGUAACGCGUCUAUAGACAUCCUGCACAGUAUCGUGAAACGUGAUUUCCAGCAAGAUGAUGAAGAGGCUGUACGUGUUAAAGAGCAAAGCAUUCUGGAGCUUGGUGGGCUUCUUGCCAAGACAGGGCAGGCAGCAGAGCUGGGGGGACUGCUGAAAUACGUCAGACCAUUCCUGAAUUCAAUCAGUAAAGCGAAGGCUGCUCGGUUGGUUCGGUCGCUGCUUGACAUGUUUCUGGAUAUGGAGGCAGCAACUGGUCAGGAGGUAGACUUGUGCUUAGAAUGCAUUGAGUGGGCAAAAUCUGAGAAAAGAUUAUUUCUUCGCCAGGCUUUGGAGGCUCGUUUGGUUUCUCUGUACUUUGACACUAAGAGGUACCAGGAGGCAUUGCAAUUAGGAUCACGGUUGCUUCGUGAACUGAAAAAGAUGGAUGACAAGGCGCUUUUGGUUGAAGUUCAGCUGUUAGAGAGCAAGACAUAUCAUGCACUGAGUAACUUACCAAAGGCACGAGCUGCCCUGACCUCAGCCAGAACAACUGCAAAUGCCAUCUAUUGUCCACCAAAACUACAAGCUGCUCUUGAUAUGCAGUCAGGGAUUAUCCAUGCUGCUGAAGAGAAGGAUUGGAAGACUGCAUACUCUUACUUUUAUGAGGCAUUUGAAGGCUAUGACUCUAUUGAUAGCCCUAAAGCUAAUACUGCAUUGAAGUAUAUGCUGCUCUGCAAAAUUAUGUUAAAUACGCCAGAGGAUGUGCAAACCCUAGUGAGCGGGAAGCUUGCUCUUCGAUAUGCUGGGCGACAGACCAAUUCACUAAAAUCUGUGGCCCAGGCAAGCAAGAAUCGGUCAUUGGCUGAUUUUGAAAAGGCUUUAACAGAUUUCCAGGCAGAGCUGCGGGAUGAUCCAAUCAUAACAACACAUCUGGCAAAGCUAUAUGACAAUUUACUGGAGCAAAAUCUUAUCCGAGUGAUUGAACCCUUUUCCAGAGUUCAGAUACACCACAUAGCAAGCAUUAUAAAACUGUCUAUGGGUGAUGUGGAAAGAAAGCUGUCCCAAAUGAUCUUGGACAAAAAAUUUCAUGGUAUUCUGGAUCAAGGAGAGGGAGUCCUCAUUGUGUUUGAUGAGCCUCCAGUAGAUAAAACGUAUGAAGCAGCGCUUGAAACAAUACAGAAUAUGAGUAAAGUAGUGGACUCUCUCUACAACAAGGCAAAGAAACUGACAUAG